CUGAUUUUCAAACGGAGUAGUUCAUCUCAUCCACAUAGACGCGCUUUGGUGGCACUUUUUCGCUGUGACGCGGCUCUGCUCGGCUCUAGCUCACUGUCAAGGAAGAAGCCUCCCAUCUGUUCACCUGGAAACCACGUCCCCCUCCAGCAAGGCUGGUGAGCCUGAUGUCCAACAUGGGUGGUGCACCUGAUCCGGUCUGAACCACUUGUCAUUUUUACCCUGCUCUCACAGCCAGAUGUCAGGAGAUGAGACACUGUGGUUUUGUACCACACCAUGAGUAUCCAGAGUCUGGGAGGAGCCAUAGGGGAUUCCCUGGGCUCUAGCCUGACGGUGCGUAUGAGCGGAGGGUGGAGCGCUCUCUCUCUCAAACCUGUUUCCUCCGGACGGAUCGCCUCCCUAUUCCAGACCAUGGUUCCCACCGGUUACACCAAGCUGCAGGAGGAGCGGCUGGCCAUGGUGGACGUCGGAGCCAAACCCGAGGCCGCCUCGCUGCAGAACGGCUACAGACCGGAGGCGUCUCACGUGGAAGGACGGCGGCUCCUGGACCGGGCCUCCCGCUCGUCUGUGACUUUAUCCGACUGUGGCGAUGGAGGCUACUCCGAAACAGAGCCCAUGCUGGCUGAAAGGAGGCUCUCGGCGGAGGAGGCAGAUGAAGAAGAGGAGGAGGAAGAGGAGGUGGAGGAAAGGCCGAGAGCGCUGCCCAACAUGCCCAAGGAGUCGCCACUGGCCAUGGCGCUGCAGAUCUUGCUGCCAUUCUUGCUGGCUGGAUUUGGAACGGUAUCAGCUGGAAUGGUGCUGGAUAUUGUGCAGCACUGGGAGGCGUUCCAGUUCAUCACAGAGAUCUUCAUCCUGGUUCCUGCUCUGCUCGGCCUCAAGGGAAACCUGGAGAUGACUCUGGCCUCCAGGCUGUCCACAGCGGUGAAUGUGGGCAAGAUGGAUUCUCCCAUAGAGAAGUGGAAUCUAAUCAUAGGCAACCUGGCCCUGAAGCAGGUCCAGGCCACAGUGGUGGGUUUCCUGGCCGCAGUAGCGGCCGUGGUUCUUGGCUGGAUCCCGGAAGGCAAGUUCCAGAUGAGCCACGCUGUGCUGCUCUGCUCCAGCAGCGUGGCCACGGCCUUCAUCGCCUCCCUGCUGCAGGGUUUUCUCAUGGUGGGUGUCAUUGUGGGUUCAAAGAAGACGGGCAUCAACCCUGACAACGUAGCCACACCCAUCGCCGCCAGUUUUGGUGACCUGAUAACCCUGGCGAUCCUGGCCUGGAUAAGCCAGGGCCUCUACAAGUGCCUGGAUACUUACCCGUACGUGUCAUCACUGGUCUGCGCCUUCUUCAUGUGUCUGACCCCUCUGUGGAUCGUCAUCUCCUCCAAGCACCCGGCCAGCCGCACCCUGCUGUACUCCGGGUGGGAGCCCGUCAUCACUGCCAUGGUCAUCAGCAGCAUCGGAGGGCUCAUCCUGGACAAAACGGUGUCUGACCCCGAUCUGGCGGGCAUCGUGGUGUACACGCCGGUUAUUAACGGGAUCGGGGGCAACCUGGUCGCUAUUCAGGCCAGCAGGAUAUCCACUCACCUGCAUUUCCACUGUGCUCCUGGGGAGGUUCCUGAAGAGGCUAAGGGCUGCUACUACCCCUGCCGCACCUUCUGGGGUUCAGGAGCCAAUCAUCGCUCUGCUCAGGUGCUCCUCCUCUUGGUGAUCCCCGGUCACAUCCUCUUCCUCUACACCAUCCACCUGAUGAAGAGCGGACACACCACCCUGACCCCCAUCUUUAUGUCCGUCUACCUGUCUGCUGCCAUGCUUCAGGUGCUGCUGCUGCUGUGCAUAUCUGACUGGAUGGUGCACUCCAUGUGGCGGAGCGGCAAAGAUCCCGACAGUUUUUCCAUCCCUUACCUGACGGCCCUGGGCGACCUGUUGGGCACUGCCCUGCUGGCGCUCAGCUUCCACUUCCUGUGGGUCAUAGGAGACCAGGACAGCGAUGUGGGCGACUGAGGAGACGCCUGACGUCAAGGCUUUGGCAGCAGGUGGUAAAAAAGCCCCAAGUCUUUUUCUGCCACCCGACCUGACGCUCCCUAAAGCUGUAUGGGAACGCCGGCCAGCACAUUCCUCUGCUCACUUCACUGAAACCACAACGUGGUUUUGGGAACUAUUUUCUGCUCUUCGCUUUUAAAACAUUUUUUAUUACACACAAAAGACAUUGUAUUCCAUGAAUUUAGACUGUUUCCAGCACAGGUUUUGAUCAGCAUAGUCUGCACCGAAGCACUUUUCUGUUGUGUUGCUGAUCUUGCAAAGAGGAUCAGCGAACCCCCCACCGUGCUGAGGCUGGUUUACUCUGCAAGCAUCAGUCGGAGGUCUUCCACUUAAAAACAUUGCUUUUGUUAGUGUAUAUUUUGGGGAUUACCACCCAUUGUCUCACAAACUUCACUACCAGCAUUGUGUGUGUUAAGAGGUUGCGACAUGCAGUCAGUGGAGGGACACAGAGACGAUUACUGUGGAAGUUUAUCUGAGAUCAACUCAACGACCGCUUUGAGCUGCCACGUGAGCAGGUUGGGGGAAUAACACCUUUUCCACUAUCUAAAUGUUUUCAAUCCAUUUAGAACAGAUCUAAUAUCCCCUAAUUUUAGUAUAUAUUUUGUUCUCUUCAAGGCAAAGGCUGGAUCAUUCCCCCACGCAAGUGUGCAUCUCUGCUGCAGAUUUAUUUUUUUUCCCUCAUUGGAGUUUUCAAAUCGGCUCCUGACUGGAUGUUGGAUCAGGGGUUCCAAACUCUUCUGGGAGACCAGCAAGUAACUCAACUCCAGUCCCCCUGAUCGGUGUAGCUCUAUUUUCUUAAUUUGCAUAAAGUCUCUGAUGGAAAGAUGAUGUGAAAGCUAAUUUACUUUAUUGCCCCACAACAAACAAACACUGCAUGGGACCGAGUUGUUGGGGUUUGACCCUUCAAUGCCCUGGAACAGUGAUCGUGCAAUCAUUGCUUAGCCACAGUAACUGGGAUGCCAGGUUUGUAGUGAAGCCUUUGGAUUUCUUCCCGUGUUGAAGUGGUGUGCUUACUAAGCAAACGUAACAAAACGUUAUAAUACAUAGCUCUUUCACAGCGUUAUUCUGUUGAGUUACAGGCAAUAUGAAAAAAUAGUUAUAGUGUUGCAUGUUUGGUAGCAGUCGUGGCGAGCUACAUGUCGCUCCAGGAAGUGAUUAAUCAUUACAGCACAGCAGCCAUUGAAUGUCAGAACAAAGUCAGCAACAGGAACUAAGAGGAGCCGGGCUUAGUGAAAGGUCAAUUCCUGCUUUAGUUCAACCAAACCGCAGAUAAACUUGUUGGUCUUUUAGCCUCCUGAUGUGAUGUAAAUGUUAACAGCACAGCUGUGCUCAGUUUCUCCUGUCCAGCAGCCUCCGUCGUGCACACAGAGCGGCUCAGGAAAUAACCGUUCCACUGUGGAUGUUCACACACUGCGUACAGUGCAUGUGAGCACGGUGUCUCCAUGCAUCAACACAACUAGUUCAUGUCAGUUUCGGUUGAUUCUCUUCUUAUUUCAGACUAGUGUGUUAACCUUAUUAAACAGCAUAUUUGGUUCCCUUUUUCUUAAUGAUCUGUUUCAAAGGUAUCCCGUUAAUCUCAGCAGCAUAUUGUGUGCAUGUGAACGUUUGCUCUAAUCAACUCCAAUAUGUGCCUCUUGAGAUUCGCUGGUUGACAAGGUAUUUCUCUCCGUCACGCCAUUAAUGCAACUUUCUUUCUGAAGCUUUAUAGUUCUGCGCAGUGAAUGCUCUUUGCACUCUUUUUUUGUUCUUCAACAGCAACAACUAUUGUCUUUCUGAGGAGUUUCAUUACUAAGUGAUAUCAUUUUAAUUGCUGUAAUGAAACAACCUCGAGAGAUAAGAGAGAGAAUUUAGAGGGUGACUUGCAUUUGCUAUAAAACCCUUUGAUUGUGUUUGUUGGCCAAAACCGAAAACUGAAUAAAUGUCUUUUAAUUGAAAAUCA
Molecule: messenger RNA, 3955 nt
Organism: Gasterosteus aculeatus aculeatus (three-spined stickleback)
Lineage: Eukaryota; Metazoa; Chordata; Actinopteri; Perciformes; Gasterosteidae
Gene: slc41a2b
Product: solute carrier family 41 member 2b
Biological process (GO): monoatomic cation transport
Cellular component (GO): plasma membrane
Molecular function (GO): monoatomic cation transmembrane transporter activity
Source: RefSeq, a predicted model, not a curated record